Molecule: messenger RNA, 2565 nt
Organism: Trypanosoma cruzi
Lineage: Eukaryota; Euglenozoa; Kinetoplastea; Trypanosomatida; Trypanosomatidae
Exons: 1
Coding region: 1-2565 (854 amino acids)
Molecular function (GO): exo-alpha-sialidase activity
Source: RefSeq, a predicted model, not a curated record
AUGUUCUGCUGCGGCACUAGUGGAGCUGCGGCUGCUGGUGAGGCGUCAUCCCCGGAAUGUUCAAAGGGUAAACAUUAUGUUUGGAGAGGUAAGAAAGAUGAAGAAACAGUGAGUUUGCUCCGUGUUCCCAGUCUUUUGAAAGUGGGGAGUGAUGUGUUUGCCGCUGCCGAGGCGCAUUGCAAGGACGGUACUAAUAAAGAUUUUACUGGGAUUGCCUCGGAGCUUCUGAAGUGGACUGAUGAACAAGCAAGCAAGGAGUUGGACACAACUGAAUUGAAGACACAAGUGCUGGAGGAAUGUCCGUCCGAACAAGGCGAAUGCUCCUGCCGUAUAGCGGACCAGGCUGGCACCAAAAGCGGCACGAGAAUACAUGUGAGUAAGCCAACAACAGUUGUGCAGGGAAGUGAUAUUUACAUGCUUGCUGGGAAUUACAGUUUUGAAGGUGCCUCUGAUGAUCAGGCAGGUGGCUGGGGACUCAUGCUGGUGAAAGGGAACGUCAGUAAUAAGGAAGGAGAAAAUAACGGAAUUUACUGGAAUGACACUUACGUUAUCCCGUGGAAUUAUAAAGUCAAACAACACGAAUCUUUGAUGCGGCUGAUUGGCAGCGGUGGAUCGGGUGUUAAGAUGGAGGACGGUACGCUUGUGUUCCCGCUGGAAGGGACGAGAAAGAAGAGGAACCAGGGUGAUGGCAACGAAAAGGAUGGAAAGGCUGUCUCGCUGAUCCUACACUCGAAGGAUAAUAAUAGUUGGAAGCUGCCGAAGGGGAUGUCUGCCGAUGGCUGCGGUGAUCCCUCCGUCGUGAAUUGGGAGAAGGACAAACUCAUGAUGAUGACUGCGUGUGAUGGUGGCCGCCGCAGGGUGUACGAGUCCGGUGACAAGGGGAAGUCGUGGACGGAGGCACUCGGGACACUCUCGCGCGUGUGGGGCAACAAAAAGGGUGAAAAGGUUGAACUCGUUGGGAGCGGGUUCACCACAGCGAAGAUUGGCGAUGACAGGGACGUGAUGCUCAUCACUCUGCCGGUGUAUUCAAGUAAGGACGGCAAUGGAAAGGGCGUACUCCAUCUUUGGCUGACGGACAACACGCACAUUGUUGAUAUUGGGCCGGUAUCCGGUGAGGAAGAAGACGUUGCCGCCAGCUCCCUGUUGUACAAAGGUGGAGGUGGUGCUAAUAAGAAGGAUGAGUUGAUUGCACUGUACGAGAAGGAGAGCGGUGAUGAGGACGCAUCACUCGGUAUGGUCUCUGUGCUUCUGACUGCACAGUUGGAGAAGGUGAAGGAGGUGCUGAAGACGUGGAAGGAAGUGGACGAACGUGUCUCCCAGCUGUGUUCCACCUUACUUGCUGGGAAGGAUCGUUUAAGUGAAACUGCCUGCAGUGCUGAUAUUAAGGUCACAGAUGGGCUGGUUGGCUUUUUGUCGUGCAACUUCUCUGAUAACACAUGGAGUGACGAGUACCUCGGGGUGAACGCCAAAGUAAAGGGGAAUGAUGGGGCAACAAAGGCUUCCGAUGGUGUGAAGUUCCGGGGAGCGUGGGCGGAGUGGCCCGUUGGCAAGCAAGGGGAGAAUCAGCUGUACCACUUCGCGAACUACAACUUCACUCUUGUGGCGACGGUGUCCAUCGACGGUGUGCCGAAGGAGGGUUCUCCCAUUCCUUUGCUUGGUGCGAAGAUGAAUGGCGAUGAGAAUCCCUUAAUGCUGGGACUGUCCUACGACAAAGAAAAGAAGAAGUGGCGGUUUCUGUGCGGUGGCAAGACAACUACGGAGCACAGCAGCGAUUGGGAUCCGGAGACAACGAAGAAAGACCACGUGGUAAUUUUGCGACGGAACGGCAGCCAGGGCUCCGCGUACGUCGAAGGUCAGCGUGUGGGUGGAAAUGCCCCAUGUGGAUUGGAAAAUACAGAUUCAAAAGAGAUCUCGCACUUCUACAUUGGAGGGGAUGGAGACAAGACACGGAAACAAGAAGACGUGCCUGUGACCGUGACGAACGUCCUGCUGUACAACUGUCCGUUGAGCUCUGAAGAGAUUACUGCGCUUACCCCGAAUAAAGCUCCCACUCCAUCUUUGGAAGAGAAGCCGUCGGAUCCUUCAACCGUUUCUUCUGGUUCCGUUGUGCCUCCCACUCCUCUGGUGACCCCGAAUGCUCAGCAAACCGAAACUCCGUCUACUCCUGCCGGAACACAGCUGACGGAACAGGGACAGUCGAUGGGGAGCAGUAAAGGUGCGGGCAGUGGCGGUGCAUCCACAACAGCGGUGUCCACUGUCAGUACUCCCUCAGCAGAAGAGGAGUCCGUAGUGCAGGUGACGUCAGGAACAUCUCUCGAUGGAACUCAAACUGUGGAUAGCGGUUCUACUGCUGAUGGCGAGCCAACAAUGCAGACAAGAGGAGGAACGAAUGGGCAGGAGGAGGAAGGGAUCCAGCCACGGAUCAGGGAGGUAAAUGCCACGGCGCUCAACAGCAGUCUCGGAAAUGUGUCGCAGGGGAAUAACAGUGAUGCCGGCACCGUGCGUGAGAGAAGACUGCUGCCAUCGCUUCUUCUGUUGGGACUGUGGGGGUUUGCGGCUCUGUGA